GGGAACUGCAAGAUUUUUAAUACUGUUGACCAGUAGCAGGCUCUACCUGGUCUUCCCUCAAUUUUAUACUUUGAUCUUUUUAUUCGAAUAACAACCUGAUAUUGAUGGUCAAGAUCAAUGGCAGCUAGUUCUGUUUCUGUAUAAUGUUCAAUGUACGUGUUCAAAUUAGUCUACUGCAAUUUAUUCGGUGUCAUAGAUUCUUCGCGUAAAAUAUUUCCUCAUAAAUUAAUCACUGCAGUGCAGUAGUAUCCUUCUGCAUAGCCAGCAUGAAGAAUGUUUGGAUAUGGCUACUACAUUGCGUCGUAUUUUUGUGCAUAACAAAAUCCGUAAAAUCAGACCCUCAAACUAAUCUACUGAACCAAGGUUGCAGUCAGUUCAUCUCUACAGAUGUGCCUGCUUUCUCAGGAAACCGAAAUCUGACUUUUAGUGAGCUCAGAAGACAGUUGUCGAACAAUACACACUUUGCUACAGCACAACAGUCAGGAAUUUAUGCUAUGGCUCAGUGCAGGAACUACCUGUCAGGUGCUGAUUGUUUAGAUUGUUUUGAUGCUGCUGUGUCUUUGACACUCAACUGCUCGUCGGAUGGUGGUGCUCGUGUCAUAUAUGAAGGCUGCUUUCUCAGGUAUGAGGCACACGAUUUCUAUAGUGUGGCUACUCUUCAAGGUAAUACUGGAAAAUGCAGCACUAACCUGAGUAGAAUUGAGCCAAAUUUGAUUGAUCCUGCAGUAGAAAGUCUUUUAAAAGAUCUUGAAGUUGCAACACCCAAAACGAAAGGUCUGUUUGCAGCUGCAACAAAACAAGUAAUUGGUGUUACUCCCGGUUCAACAAUAUAUGCCUAUGCACAAUGUGCUCAAACAGUAAGCCCAGGUGUCUGUAGAGAUUGCUUAAGCGUGGCAUAUGGAAAUGUACAAGGUUGCCCUCCUCGAGCUGGAGGAAGUUCUGUUGACGCUGGUUGUUUCCUCAGAUACUCUGACACUCCAUUUUUUCCUAGUAAUUUUACCACUGAUAUUACACCUUACGUACAGGAAGGAGGUUCAAGCAGCAAGUCAACUAUCAUUUUAUGCGUUGUUGGUGCUGUAUGCUUUUUCCUGCUCAUACUUGCCUUGCUCUUAUGGUAUCGGCUGUAUCAAAAGAAAGCUAAACGAGGUGAUAUAUUGGGACUAACCAAGCUUCAGGGACCAAUUACCUACAACUACAAAGAUCUGAAAUCAGCUACAAAGAGUUUUAGUGAAGAAUACAAAAUAGGAGAGGGAGGUUUUGGAGAUGUAUACAAGGGCAUAAUAAAAAAUGGAGAUGUGAUUGCAGUGAAAAAACUUGCUAUGACUACAAGCAAAGCCAAGAAAGAUUUUGAAAGUGAAAUCAGGCUUAUAAGUAACAUUCAUCAUAAAAAUAUCGUUCGUUUAUUAGGCUGUAGUGGCAAAGGAUCAGACUUACUUCUUGUCUUCGAAUACAUGGCCAACGGAAGCCUUGACAAAUUUUUAUAUGGUGAAAAACAAGGGACUCUCAGCUGGAAACAACGCCUUGACAUAAUCUUUGGCGUAGCUAGGGGCCUUGCCUAUCUUCAUGAUCAAUUUCAUAUACGUAUCAUACACCGAGACAUCAAAUCCAGCAAUAUUCUUCUUGAUGUUGAUUUUCAGCCUAAAAUUGCUGAUUUUGGAUUAGCAAGACUUAUAGCUGGAGAUCAAAGUCAUCUGAGCACCAGAUUUGCCGGGACUCUGGGAUACACAGCACCGGAGUAUGCAUUCCACGGUCACUUGUCUGAGAAAGUUGAUACCUACGGCUUUGGAAUUGUUGUCCUUGAAAUAGUAAGUGGGCGAAGAAGCACAAAUUCAAAGUCUGAUCCAGUUACUGGUCCUUUACUUGAAGAUGCGUGGAAGCUAUACGAAGAUGGCAUGCAUUCGGAUUUGGUAGAUGAGUCCAUGGAUCCCAGUGAAUAUAAUAUAGAACAUGUUAAAAAGAUCAUACAGCUUGCUCUGAUGUGCACUCAGUCACCAACUUCUAUAAGGCCAACAAUGUCUGAAGUAGUAGUUUUGCUUACAAAUGACCGUUCUGUUGAGCAAAGAUCGCUAAGCAAGCCGACCAUGGUCUAGUUUCUCUGACAUCAUGAUAUAGCCAGAUACAUAGCAUAAGAACUCUAUGGAAUUUUCCUUGUUGGUUUCUCGAAACCAUUAUAACUACAGAUGAAAGAAAUUUAAUAGAACUUCUCAGUCCUCUUCCUAAAAUCAUAAUGAAAUUAUGAUUAUGACAAUUGCCAUUAUAUUAGGUUGCAGAGGAGACAAGCAACUAAUAGAUAUCAUUACAAUAGUCUUUGUUACAUUUAUUGAAUCAGAUAACUUGGCC
Molecule: messenger RNA, 2340 nt
Organism: Daucus carota subsp. sativus
Lineage: Eukaryota; Viridiplantae; Streptophyta; Magnoliopsida; Apiales; Apiaceae
Product: cold-responsive protein kinase 1
Exons: 8
Coding region: 267-2090 (607 amino acids)
Biological process (GO): protein phosphorylation
Molecular function (GO): protein serine/threonine kinase activity; ATP binding
Source: RefSeq, a predicted model, not a curated record